AUGUGGGGAUAUCUCGAUCUCGCGAUUCCGUCUCUUAUCUCACUUGUCUCUUUCGCUGCAUACACAGCAGUUAGUAACGAGCUGUCGUAUCUUAGAUCGGCAGUUCCGUAUACAGGUUCGGAAGAUGCACACCUUUUAAACAAGGAAUACGUGUAUGUGGAAGGGACCGUUGGCCUCAGUGGGCAAGGCGGAAUCCGCGUCGGUGAUAUCGAAGGAGUUUUAUACGAGCAUCGCCUGAUUCGCCACUAUUCAACAUUCUCGGAAGUUUAUGAGGACUGGCGACACCAGACUCAAUCCGUUGGCACCAUAUUUAAGUCCGUCCCAUUCUACAUCCUCCGGAAUAACAAGCGUGUUGCAUUGGUUCCGAAAUUGCAUAGCCUACAACGGGGAGUAGAUUUGACCGUGGCAACAACAGAUUUCACCCCUCCGAAUCUGAACCUUGGACAACAAGCUCUAGAGGUUUUAAGGGGCGAAAAGCACGUAGGGCUGGAAACUGUUGAGAAGAUUCUUCCUGUUGGGGCACCUGUGACGAUCCUCGGACAACUGCGUCAAACAACACCGCCCUCUAUUAUUGUCCCCGAAAAUCCCAGACUCCCCUACAUUAUUACCUGCUCAUCCUUUUCAAGUUAUCUACGAUCCCGUGCCACCUUUCAAAACAUUUGCUGGGCAUUUUCUUGCAUCUCACUCUCCAUCUGCUUUCUUGCGGCAGGGCGACGCAUGUGGCUAUGGUACAUAAGACGGUGGCGUAAACGUGAGUACAAGCGGUUGAGGCAGAUCAGAAAGCAGCGCGAAAGAGACGAGAGGAAGAGGCUGGAAGGUAUUCCUGGAAGCUAUCCGCAGGCCCCAACGGAAAAAGAUCAGAAGUUGCGUUCGAUGUCCCAUCUGUAG
Molecule: messenger RNA, 888 nt
Organism: Spizellomyces punctatus DAOM BR117
Lineage: Eukaryota; Fungi; Chytridiomycota; Chytridiomycetes; Spizellomycetales; Spizellomycetaceae
Exons: 4
Coding region: 1-888 (295 amino acids)
Biological process (GO): organelle organization; protein ubiquitination
Molecular function (GO): ubiquitin-protein transferase activity
Source: RefSeq, a predicted model, not a curated record